Centruroides sculpturatus (bark scorpion) is the source of this 3502-nucleotide messenger RNA. RefSeq lists its product as uncharacterized. The record is from RefSeq and is a predicted model, not a curated record. NCBI's taxonomy places the organism in Eukaryota, Metazoa, Arthropoda, Arachnida, Scorpiones, Buthidae. Bases 1 to 3243 code for a protein of 1080 amino acids. The transcript has a single exon.
AUGGCUUCUCAGGCUAGCCAAGGCAGCAAGACGGGUAACUGUCAGCCCCAGCCUGUCGUUUCUCAGGCCAGGCCUACCCCCAGCUGUCCUGCCACUCCUACUACCAACGCCUCGGCACCUGGUACUCAGGAGCAGCACCCGUCACCGGCUGAGACAACGAUCGACGACUCCACCCCUCCUUUGGUGAGAAGGCCACGGCGGCGUAGGCGCCGCCCGGCGAGUAAUUCAAGCCACACUAGUAGUCCUGUCUCGCCGGCCAACGCCUCGAUCACGUCCACUAACGCCUCUGGCUCCGCAGCUGCUGCCCCCACUGCAGCCAUGCCUGCAUCUGGCUCUCCUCCAGCUGACGUCCCGGAGCCCCAGCCGCCAUCCCAACCGGCUGACGACACACAUCUGUCAUGUGUCUCUGGACCCCAGCCACCGUCCCAACUGGCUACCGACGCACAUCAGUCGUGCGUCUCCUCACCUCGGCCUCCCCUCAACGACUCCACCUCCGCCCCCCCUCCGUGGGUCAUUGCUUGGCGUGACCGGUUCGACUGCGCCGUUGACGAGGACAUGCUCGAGGCAAUGGUUGAUGAUCUUUCCAACCUUGCCCGCAGCAUGACCCCACAGCAGUACGGGCAGCAUCAUCGCCCUAGACGAACCAGGCCGCCACAGGCCAGCAACCCCCGUAGCACUUACAGUGCUGCCGAGGCCAGUCGGUUACAGCGCCUAUAUCGCGCCAAUAGACACAAGGCCUUUGAAGAGGUCACCCGUGGGGCCAAUCGCUUCUGUAAGAUUGACAAUGCCACCAUCACUGACCACUUCUCCGACACCAACAGCCUUCAACUGAUAGAUCAUGAGGCCCUCCGCAACCUCCUACCACCAGCUCUGCAACCGGCUACGAACAAUCCCCUAUGUGGUACGUUCACGCCAGCUGAAGUGGCCAAGCGCCUUAGUAAAUGCCACAACACCGCUCCGGGUCCAGAUGGGAUCCGGUACUAUAUAUGGCGCCGGCUAGACCCCCAGGGCCACAUCCUUUCGGCAGUUUUCAAUGCUGUCCAGCGCAUUGGCCACGUUCCUAGCGCAUGGAAGGUGUCCAACACCAUCCUCCUUCAUAAGAAGGGCGACCAGAACGACAUUCACAACUGGAGGCCCAUUGCGCUAGCGAACACACUUGGUAAGAUUUAUUCCUCUUGCCUGGCCAGCCGCCUCCUGUGCUGGUGCGAGGAAAAUGGCACCAUUUCUCCAGCACAGAAGGGAUUUAUGCGCUUUGAAGGCUGCAAUGACCAUACCUUUAUCCUCCAGUCCAUUAUCCAGAACGCCCGUCGGAGGAACAGCGAGUGCCACAUUGCAUGGCUGGACCUCUGCAAUGCCUUUGGUUCAGUCCCGCACUCAACCAUCUUCACUUGCCUCGAAUGGUGUGGCCUCUGUCCCUCCUCCAUCGAUUGUAUUAGGGAUCUCCUUGAAGGAUGCCACACACGCAUCCGAGGGCACACGGGUCUCACGGAUCCCAUCCCCGUCUUGACAGGUGUAAAACAGGGUUGUCCACUCAGCCCUGUCCUUUUCAACCUCGUCAUAGAACCCGUGCUACGCCUAAUUAACGACCUCCAGCAUGGCUAUUGUCUGCACGACCAAAACCUCUCAAUACUGGCAUAUGCAGACGACAUCACCAUCAUUAGUAAGUCUGCUGCUGGACUCCAAUCCCAACUUGACCUCCUGUCGUCGUGGGCCCGUUGCAGCGGCCUCUCAUUCAAUCCUUCGAAAUGUGCCACCCUAGUCGUGGCUGGCAAGUACCGCUGCGAUGACCAGACCCACUUCUCCAUCCAAGGCUCGAAUAUUCCCCGCCUCCACAAAGACGACAGCUAUCUCCACCUCGGAAUACCGACUGGCUUUACCAUGGGGCGAUCUGCCGACGACACCAUCGACGGGAUUCUGUCCGACAUUAAACUUGUCGACAACUCCUGCCUCGCCCCAUGGCAGAAAAUUGACUGCGUCAACACCUUUCUGACCUCCCGUCUCACAUUCCAUCUCACUCUGGGGAAGGUCCAGAAGAAAAAGCUCAGCCACCUUGACAAAGUAAUAAAACGGUGUGUCAAGAAGUGGAUGAACUUACCACAGCGUGCCAGUCCGGAGGUCCUCUACAUGCCUCACGCCCAAGGAGGGGCGAACAUAACCCCUUGCAAUAUCCUCGCAGACGUGGCUCAAGUAAACCAUGCUCACAGCCUACUCCAUUCCAGGGAUCCCACCGUCGCCGCCCUUGCACUUAAAACCCUGCAAGUAGUUGUUGAGAAACGUAUCCGGCGACCGCCCACUGAUGCCGACCUUUGCACUUAUCUGGCCGGCUCAAUGGACAACGAGUUUGGGUGCGAUCCCUACGAUGUUCCCUCCACCUGGACCCGUCUGCGCAUGGCCACCCGCCGCCUUAAGAAGCGCCUGGACAUCGAAUGGCAUCCCGACACCAAGGGCACUCUCACCUUAUCCAUCAACGGCAACCCCGUCAAGAGACCCACCGUCAUGAAAUCUAUCUCCACUGCUGUUAAGGCCACUUACCUUCAAUCUCUUUUAAACAAGCCCGACCAGGGCAAGGCCUUCAAAGUAACAGCAGCUAAUUUCAACAGCAACCACUUCCUCCGUGGAGGGAGCUUUACUAGAUUUGCAGACUGGCGAUUUAUCCACCGCGCCAGGCUAAGCGUGGUACCUCUGCGUGGCCUGCGCCGGUUUGGAAACGCCAGCCAAAACUGCCGACGAUGCCAGAGGCAUCGGGAAACUCUCGCCCACGUCCUAAAUCAUUGUCCUCCGAACCUCAGUACCAUCACAAAGAGGCACAAUGCAAUUUUGGACAGACUGAACAACGCCUUUAACCAUCGAAACCUCACCACGUACAUCAACCAGCAGAUCCCUGGGUUCGAGAGCAACUGCCGUCCUGACCUCGUGGUGCUCAACCAGAACCCCAAAACGGCAACGAUCGUCGACGUGGCUACACCUUUCGAGAACGGCGCCGACGCCUUCGACCGUGCAAGAGCCGAGAAGAUCCGGAAGUACGAGGAGUUGGCCAACCACUUCAGACGACAAGGGUAUGACACCUAUAUAGACGCCUUCGUCGUAGGAGCCCUGGGUGGUUACGACACCGCCAACGACUCUGUACUUCAACGCCUAGGGGUAAGCAGGAGUUACGCCAAGCUGAUGAGGAAGCUAAUGGUGAGCGACUGCAUCAGAUACAGCCGCGACAUCUACGCCAAUCAUCUUGGUUACCGCAACUAAUGCAACGACGACAUCCCAUAUGUAACAUAUGUCAGGCAUUGAGCCCAUGUAACCGCGUUCGCGUACCACUGUCUUUGCCAUACACUGGCAAUAUUAGCUGGCCGUGAGCCCUUGGAGCGCGUACUAGAGGCACUGCCUCUUUAUCAUAUCUGUACUACAUCUUUUACACACCUUUGUAUCUACCACUGGCUGGCUCUGUGCCCAUGUAAAUAAUAUCUAACCGCAAUGGUUACCUGUAUAUACUUUUUAAUCAUAUUAA